AAAUCAUCGUCAGAUGAUGGGAGAUAGGUUUGCUCUCCACACAGACAUUUUACCUGCAUGUAACUAAAGCCCAUCAAACUGAAAGCCAUCAGAAAAACAUUUCUGUUACUGUGAAAUAUCUUAGACAUGUUACACAUACAUCACAGGUAGACUUAUUGUUGUAAUAAACACUUUAUGUGACCUUAUUUUAUUCUCCAGAUCAUUGAAGUUGUGUCUGCAUCCAGAAAGUAGAGAAGUCACCAAACAUGGCUUCUACAGGACAGUCGGCCUUAGGUCACGUCAGGAAUGCCAGAAAGUACCUUGUGGGAAAAUUAAAGAAUCUCUCAGUGAUUCUGGACAACUUGAACCAGGAGAACUCAAAGCAGCAAAGAGUUUUAAUUGAUGCAGCGGUCAGAGAAAUACAGGCAAAGACAAAUGAUGACGAUAAAAUCAGAGACAUAGUGGACAGAGUCAUCAAACAGGGGGAAGCUGCCUGCUACGAGUUCCUCAGGGUCAUUUACUUGACCAGAAAGAGGACCUUAGAUGUUGACCUGCACCACUGGAUCAUCAGCUUUCCUUUCAGUGAAGACACACAGAUGGAUAUAAACCACUUACAAGGCUCAACACCAUGCCACAGAUAUCAGGCAAAGCUAAAGUUAAAAGCAAGAAAAAUAUCAAAUAACUUUUGGAUGGCAAACAGAAAUCUGUUUAAAGAAAACAACAAGCCUGAUCUGCCCUACAUGACACUUGUAUUAGACACACAAGGAAGUGUUUCUCCAUCUAAAACCAAGAAAUUGAAGUGCAAGAAAAGCAAGCUGAGUCGCCGCAAAAAGCUAAAGAAAUACAUCCCAGAGGUCAAAGCAGAAACUUCCCCCAGUGACCUGCUGAAAAGAAAUGGAAACAUACUCUUGGUUGGUAAGCCUGGAAUCGGUAAAACAGCACUUGCUCAUGAAAUGUUAAAACUCUGGGCAGAAAGACAGAACAAGGAGCUUGAUUACAUGUUUUACUUCGACAUGAGAGAAACAGCCCACAUCAGAGAUGACUCGAGCUUGGAGGAUCUUCUCUUCAGUGUGUUCAGUGAACCGGAUGAAAGCAAAGAAGAAGUCUUACAGGACAUAAAGAGUAACUCUGACAAUGUUACACUCAUUUUUGAUGGAAUCACAGAUCUGUCUUCAUCAGUGGUGAAGAGACUUGUUGAGAAGGACCUGCUACCUGAUGCCAAGAUCAUUGUGACAUGUAGACCAGAUGAUGAAGACGAGUUCUCUUCUGAGGACUUUCUCAGAGUGGAAGUAAAAGGCUUCAGUGAGCAGACCAUAAAAACAUACCUCUCUGCAAUGCUCGGAGAAGAACAGGAGAAGGUUUUGAGGAACGUGGAGUUGUUAACUCUUUGUCACGUCCCAAUGUAUGCACUGAUGGUGGCUGCCUGCUUUUCAUACGAGACACCAGAAGACUCUCCACAGCCAUGUACCAUGACUGAGAUCUACAUCAGCAUUGUUCGUCAUUGCCUCCAAAUAAACAGCAACAACACAAAAAAGAAACAUCUCAAUUCCUUCAUCAAAACAAAGGGGAAGGCAUUACUGUCUUUGGCUGAGGUUGCUUUUCAUGCAACUGAAGGUAAAAGUGUGAACCUGACAGAAUGUCCCUGUGAAGACAGCUGUGUCCUUUCCUUCCUGAAACCACUUUUUGUCGAAGUUGGCCCGACUGAGACGAUAACCACAUCCGCGUUCCUCCACUACACUAUGCAGGAGUUUUUUGCAGCAGUGUGGCUCGUGAAGAAUCCAGAUAAGAUCAAGGAUGUUUUUCAGCAGUGCCUCACUGAGGAGAAGAAACACAUGAAACAUCUGAUCCCUUUCAUGUGUCGACUGUUGAAUGAGAAGAGCCCGAGUUUGAUGAAGUGUCUGAUUCCAGCCGAAAAGCUCAAGAAUACUUCCAACUGGUUCUUUGAGGAGAUGAUAAGCACACUUUCCCCUCAUCUGUGUAAGAAAGAUGACGCUGAUCCUGAGGACAGUGAGCUUGAUGUGGACAUUCUGUUCCUAUGCCAGUGCUUGUAUGAGUCCCAGUGUCCUGAAGCAUGCCUCGACCUUCUGCACAAACUGGACUACCAUCUGGAUCUCAGUGGAGAGAGUCUCGACCCUUACCCUUGCUGUGCUGUGGCUUAUGUGGUCACUCGGUUAAAGGAGAGGAAAAUACAUCUGAACCUUGAGGACGUAAUGGUAUCAGAACAAGGAAUGAGACGACUAUUUGGAUGCCUUAAAAAUGCCCAAUGGAGUGGCCCUCUGCCACGGCAGCUGUGGGAGAUCUUCCUUCUCAAUGAAGGCCAGAUGAGACACCUCAGCUUACCUGGCCUUGAUGAAAAUGAGUUGCACCUUCCAGUUGAGGGUAAAAGACAUCUGUUUGAAAGAGCAGCAACAUUCAUGCAGAAGAGAACGACAAAGGUUAAUGUCUGCCUCCACUGGGAAAGGAAAACUCCAGUCUGCCAGAGUCUGUGCAGGUUCUUCUUUGAGGCUUUGCCACACAUCCGCUCACUCAGCUUCAGGAUGCCCUGCAGAGGUUCAGGACUACAGGACCAGCAGCAAUGCCUUGGGACACUGCAGAGGGAAGAAAGGCAGCUGCUGCUGGAUUUAUGCCUGAAAGCAGCACUUUACAAAGAAGAAAACUUUCAUGAUGUAGUGAUUAACCUCCUCUCAUUGUUUUCUGUUAACACUGAGCUGCAUAACAUCCUUCUUGAUUUUUAUCAACAUGUCAAGAAGGAAGAUUUUCCAGGUGUCAUUCCAAAACUAAGGCCACUGUUCCAGUCAGCUCCUGCAGUCUGGACCAUAAACCUCUCAGAGAGAAAGACCUCCAUCCUCCUGGAAGUGCUGAAACUCCAACCACAGAAGAAACAAGUGGAGCUGAGAGGCUUCUCAGAUGAAGAGAGUGAAGUGAGGAGUUUCCUACAGUGUCUGCCUUAUAUCUCACAGCUCAGUUUUGUGCCUCAGUCAUCAGAACCUUCAGAAGAAAUCAAGUUCUUUGGGAAUCUGUUUUGUGCAGCAGCAGAGAGAGAACAGCAGACAGGAGAGAAGAUACUGCAGCUGUUAUCAUCACUGUGCAGAUAUAAAAGAAAACCUCUAAAAGAUGUCAGGUGUGAUUUCCUGCUGGAUCUGUUCUCCCACCUGAAGGACUAUGAGACUAAAACAGGCCUGAGUGUCCUUCCAUCAUUACAGUCAGUUUUCCAGUCAGCUCCUGCAGUCUGGACCAUAAACCUCUCAGAGAGAAAGACCUCCAUCCUCCUGGAAGUGCUGAAACUCCAACCAGAGAAGAAACAAGUGAAGCUGAGAGGCUUCUCAGAUGAAGAGAGUGAAGUGAGGAGUUUCCUACAGUGUCUGCCUUAUAUCUCACAGCUCAGUUUUGUGCCUCAGUCAUCAGAACCUUCAGAAGAAAUCAAGUUCUUUGGGAAUCUGUUUUGUGCAGCAGCAGAGAGAGAACAGCAGACAGGAGAGAAGAUACUGGAGCUGUUAUCAUCACUGUGCAGAUACAAAAGAGAACCUCUAAAAGAUGUCAGGUGUGAUUUCCUGCUGGAUCUGUUCUCCCACCUGAAGGACUAUGAGACUAAAACAGGCCUGAGUGUCCUUCCAUCAUUACAGUCAGUUUUCCAGUCAGCUCCUGCAGUCUGGACCAUAAACCUCUCAGAGAGAAAGACCUCCAUCCUCCUGGAAGUGCUGAAACUCCAACCAGAGAAGAAACAAGUGGAGCUGAGAGGCUUCUCAGAUGAAGAGAGUGAAGUGAGGAGUUUCCUACAGUGUCUGCCUUAUAUCUCACAGCUCAGACGCUCAGGUGAAACAAAGUUCUUUGGGAAUAUGUUGUGUGCAGCAGCAGAGAGAGAACAGCAGACAGGAGAGAAGAUACUGGAGCUGUUAUCAUCACUGUGCAGAUAUGAAACAUUCCCUUUUCAUCGCCUGGGUUAUUAUGAUGAUGAUCAGCAAUAUCAGAGUGGUUUCCUGCUGGAUCUGUUCUCCCACCUGAAGGACUAUGAGACUAAAACAGGCCUGAGCGUCCUUCCAUCAUUACAGUCAGUUUUCCAGUCAGCUCCUGCAGUCUGGACCAUAAACCUCUCAGAGAGAAAGACCUCCAUCCUCCUGGAAGUGCUGAAACUCCAACCACAGAAGAAACAAGUGGAGCUGAGAGGCUUCUCAGAUGAAGAGAGUGAAGUGAGGAGUUUCCUACAGUGUCUGCCUUAUAUCUCACAGCUCAGUUCAUCUCCCUCCUUCAGCUCAGGUGAAGCAAAGUUCUUUGGGAAUCUGUUCUGUGCAGCAGCAGAGAGAGAACAGCAGACAGGAGAGAAGAUACUGGAGCUGUUAUCAUCACUGUGCAGAUAUGAAGCAUUCCCUUUUCAUCACCUGGAUGAUGAUGAUGAUGAAUAUUAUCAGAGUGAUUUCCUGCUGGAUCUGUUCUCCCACCUGAAGGACUAUGAGACUAAAACAGGCCUGAGUGUCCUUCCAUCAUUACAGUCAGUUUUCCAGUCAGCUCCUGCAGUCUGGAUCAUAAACCUCUCAGAGAGAAAGACCUCCAUCCUCCUGGAAGUGCUGAAACUCCAAACAGAGAAGAAACAAGUGGAGCUGAUAGACUUCUCAGAUGAAGAGAGUGAAGUGAGGAGUUUCCUACAGUGUCUGCCUUAUAUCUCACAGCUCAGCUGUGAUCCAGAGUUCUUCCAGAGUGUCUGCUCAUGCAUCUCUGUCAGAUCCAGAGAAGAGGCUGAGCAGUUGGUCUCUCUGCUGCAGCUGCUGGGGUUCACCCUGCUGUUAACAGGAGGGUUAAGCACCAGAUGCUGCCGGUCGGUGGGGACAGUUCUCGGACUCUGUGGCUCUGAUGUGGAUCUCAUCCUCAAACCAGGAGAGAUGUCUGUCGAAGAAGCCUCCCUCCUCUUUAGUUCUACAGUACAACUGCACAGUCUGACGCUUUCCCAUGACAGCGCCUUGCUACUGUGUGGAUGGGUAAAAAAAGGGAGAGUGGCCUGUUCAGUGACUAUUGAAGAGCUUUCUCUCUCCCCUCAGACAGCCCGUCCAUCUGAGAAAGUGUCGUUGAAGGUUGACAGUGGUUUGGCGUCCCUGCUGAGAUACUGGAAAAUCAGACGGUUAAACCUGACUGAGUUCUGUGUUCCUGCUCUGAGUCUCAUUCCACUGCUGCUUCAUGAUGGCUCUCUAACAAUCAGACUGAGUGAGGACACUGUCCAGCAGUUCCUCUUCCUCCUCCAUGAAAACCAGGACGGGGACUUGACUCGGUCCUUCUUGAUCAAGGUUGGUGGAGACCUGAGCUCCUGCUGUCUGAACUGGGAGCUUCUUCACUUUCUGCUGCAGCAGUCGUCAGCUCAGACCAUCACUGUGAACCUGAAGAAGAACAGCUUCUUACAGGAGAGCAUCACACGUCUGCUUCCCUUCCUGGACAGGGUUGUGUUGAAAAGGCUCAGUCCCAGCUUUGUGUUGACUGCCGUCAGAGAGAUCUAUCAUGCUGGUGCCAGUCCCAGUAUACCCAGUUUACUGAGGUCACUGAAUCAUGUGAUCAGCCUGACCUGCAGAGAGAUGGACUCUGUGGACUGUGCUGCUCUGAUCUUCACCCUCAGACACAGUGACAAAGUUAAACUGAACCUCAUGUGGACGUCCAUACCAGCAGGGGAAGUAAAGUCCAUCAUCUUGAUGCUGGACAAAGUUUCUCAACUGAGUGUUGACAGGAAGCUGCUGCUGAGGUUGGUCCACUGUUGUGCUUCCUCUGACGUCCAGCAGGAGGCAGCGGUCGUCCUGCUCAGGUCUCUGCAGCACACACUGGAUCUGUCCUGCUCCUCCUGUGUGGAGCUGUUAGACCAGGAUCAGAGUGACACUCUCAGUCUGACUGCUGAUGACUGCAGGGCCGUCUCCACCAUCCUGAGACACAGCAGCAGCCGGGACACACAGCUCAUCCUGCAGGACUGUGAGGUGGAGGACAGUGGACUGGACCUGCUGUUUUCUGUCCUAGACAGAGUCUGCCUCAGAGCCAGUAAAGCUGUCCUCCUCCAGCUGGUGUCUCUGGUCCCUGUGAACAGUGAGAGGGACUCGGUGAGACGGGCAGAGUCCCUCUGUAGAGCUCUGAAAGCAGAGCUGGACCUCAGUCACAGCUCCCUGGAUCAGAGGACCUGUGAAGCCUUGGCCCUGAUGCUGGACUUCUGUGCAGAGCUGACAGAGCUGGACCUCAGUCACUGUCAGCUCACAGACCAGCAGCUGCUCUCACUCUGCUCACAGCUGCACAAAGUACAAGUCCUGGAUCUGAGUCACAACAACAUCACUGAUGCUUCGACUGAUAUGUUACUCCAACUGGUCUCCAUCAACCCCGACAUUCAAACUGUGCGACUCUUCAGAAACAACAUUGUGGACAGAAGCUCCUUUCAGAAAGACAAGCGGUUUGAAAUCUGGUGAACCAGUCGUCAGUGGGAUGCUAUUAACUGUUUCAAGUCUAAUGAUCUUUGGAAGAAAGUAUUACCUGUGGUACCUUGAUUUUUUUUUAUUUAGGCAAAACAAAUAGAAGCCAACACUGUUACCUCAGUGACAACUGUUUUUUUUAAUAUUGUGAUAACAAUUUUUUGGGAUGAAUGUUUAGCUAUAAUGAACAAGGCAAAAAAAAGCAUGUUCAAUAAGUUGAGAUGACAGAAAACUAUCUAAAGAGAA
Messenger RNA from Centropristis striata (black sea bass), 6650 nucleotides. RefSeq lists its product as uncharacterized. The coding region runs from base 246 to 6401 and encodes 2051 amino acids. The record is from RefSeq and is a predicted model, not a curated record. Gene Ontology annotation, molecular function: protein binding; ATP hydrolysis activity. Lineage: Eukaryota; Metazoa; Chordata; Actinopteri; Perciformes; Serranidae. Gene Ontology annotation, biological process: regulation of apoptotic process. The transcript is spliced from 16 exons.